Molecule: messenger RNA, 1078 nt
Organism: Aricia agestis (brown argus)
Lineage: Eukaryota; Metazoa; Arthropoda; Insecta; Lepidoptera; Lycaenidae
Exons: 2
Coding region: 1-1026 (341 amino acids)
Biological process (GO): regulation of transcription by RNA polymerase II
Cellular component (GO): transcription regulator complex; nucleus
Molecular function (GO): DNA binding
Source: RefSeq, a predicted model, not a curated record
AUGAAAAUCGAUACAGAACGAGUAAUCAUUGAAGUUCAUCUGCGGCCCGUUUUGUGGGAUAAACGCAAUGAAUUAUACAAAAACAGGGACGCGAGGGAGGCUGCAUGGAGAGAUAUUUUGAAGGAAUUGGCACCUAACUACGAAAAUUUGAGCGAAGAGGAAAGAAAAGUGGCGGACAAGAAAAUACAACAACGCUGGCGAACAGCAAGGGACACUUACCAGAAAGACAAGAUAUCUGAAAAAAAUCAGCCAUCCGGCUCUGGGAGUAAGAAGAAGAAGAAAUAUUCUUACUAUGACAUUUUGACUUUCUUAGACAGUACAACGGAAACUGCUGGAGAAGAGUCACUCUGUGAAGAAAUGUCUGAACAAAGUAAUUUAGAAACACCUAAUGAGUCCACGCAACCAGGUACUUCACGUCAAGAAAGUUCUCAACUAACAUCACAACGUAAUUUAGAAACACGUAAUGAGUCCACGCAACCAGAUACUUCACGUCAAGAAAGUUCUCACCCAACAUCAAAACAAAAACAAGUAAAAUCUAAAAAGCAAGCACCAUCUGAAUUUGAGGCACAGUUAUUAGAAUGCUUAAAGUCUAAUCAACUGGAGCUAGAAAGUGAGGAUUUGGCUUUCUUUCAGUCUCUGCAGCCUUCAUUAAAAAGAUUCACUAGAUAUCAAAAACUAAUGUUCAGAACAAAAGUGUUAAAUAUAGUUAUGGAAAUGGAAAGUCAAACACAACCUGCAUACUACAGUCCCAUACCUACAACAAGUUCUAGUGCUUUUACUGAGCUUGACAGUUUGUCACCGAUAAAUCAAGAUUACCAAACCAAUAGUAUAAUCCAGGAUACUUCGAGUCUUAACGACAAUGCUAUUAGUUCUGCUGCAGUGAAUGACAAUGAAACUCUUAUUUCGACUGAAAGCGGCUUGUUUAAUAUCACGUCUUAUGACGUAAUUUAUACCCCAGCAACAACAUCAUCUACAGGCGAAAGAAAUGUCAACGCUCAGGAUACAAAUUUACAAAGAAAUGAAUGAUGUAAAAUUUGAUUUUUUAAUUUAUGAAUAAAACUCUUUUUAUUAAAAUGAG